Molecule: messenger RNA, 294 nt
Organism: Baudoinia panamericana UAMH 10762
Lineage: Eukaryota; Fungi; Ascomycota; Dothideomycetes; Mycosphaerellales; Teratosphaeriaceae
Exons: 2
Coding region: 1-294 (97 amino acids)
Biological process (GO): intra-Golgi vesicle-mediated transport
Source: RefSeq, a predicted model, not a curated record
AUGGCAGAAGCCUACGACCGCGAACGGCAAAACAAUGACUCCCUCUCCGCCCUCAGCGCCAAAGUCUCCCAACUCCGCAGCGUGACGAUCGAUAUCUACGACAAUGCCCGCGACCAAGGCGUCCUCGACUCCACCACCGAGACCUUCUCAACCAUGGGCGACAGCCUACGCUCGAGUGCGAGGAGGCUAGGCACGAUGGCGAGUCAGGGGAACCGAGUGGCAAUAUUCAAGUUAGCGGGGAUUAUUGUUGCGACGGUGGUGGUGCUUUGGUGGAUUGUGACUUUCUUUUGGUAA